AUGGACGGAGGCGGCAGCCAGAGUCUGAACACUUUCUCCAGCGGCAAUUCCCAGCAACGUCGACGCCUCACCAAGCGACCGCCUCAAGCCCGCUCGCAGUCGUCUUCCCUCAGCUUCGAUGGUCGCACCCUCGACAUCCAAUCGCUCCAGAGCAAACACAGCUCCACGAGUCUGAGGCGUGCUCCCAGUGCCCCGCAAACUCGCUCGUCCGUCUCGGCCAACGCGUCGUCGUCCAACAACUCCUCGCCUCGUCGUCUGCCCUCUGCCGCUCCGAGCGGCCUGCCGAAACCUGAACCCAUUCUCGCCAGCGGCGACUUUCUCGCGGCCGACCCCCAAGUCCAGUCGCCGCAUUACCGAUUUCCGUCUCUGCAGGGCGAGCAGGCCUACCAGGGCUAUCAGAGCUACCAGAACCCGAGCCAGGGACAGGCCCAGAGCCAGAGCCAGAGCCUCCUGAAUCACCAGAACCACCAGAGCCUCCAAAAUCACUACAUCCACAUCCACAACCUCCACAACUACCAGAGCCCCCAGACCAACCUUCCCUCCACUGCCGCCGCGGCAACGGCCUCCGUUCCCUUCGUCGCUGCCAACAGCCACGGCGGUGCGCUCACCUCGUCGUCAGAAGACUUUAUCGGCGCUCCGUUUGACGGUGCUGCCAUCCUCAACCGGAUUGACGAGACUGCUGCUGCCCCUCUUCAGACUCAACUGUUGUCCUAUCCAGCACCGCCCGCCCGCAGUGCGCCCUCCCCUCCUCGAGCCGCCCAAUACCCCUUCCAUCCAGCCAUGGCCUCUCCGUCGGCCCAGCAGCUCGGCAGCUUCACCUCCGCCUUUGCUGCUUCCAACCCCACCAUCACCGCUACAACCACCACAACCGUCGUGUCUGCUCCCGCCUCCGCCGCUGUUUCACCUGUCCCUUCCGCCGAGAUGGCCGAGAAGAUCCCGUCUGCACCCCAGAUCAGCGCCGCCAAGGUUCUCGAGUCUCAAUCCCUGGCCUCCAAGCGCUACUCUGACGAGCCCAAAGAUCUCAAGGCGCCCUCCAUGCUGCGGAAGAAAUCCGGCUUCUCUGGCUUCAUGACCAGUCUGGUCGGCUCGCCAAAGAAACCGCUCAUCUCGGCUCCCGAGAACCCUGUUCACGUCACCCAUGUUGGCUAUGACAGCAACACAGGACAAUUUACCGGUCUGCCGAAGGAAUGGCAGCGGCUGAUCAGCGAGAGCGGCAUUACCGAGAAAGAGCGCACACAGAAUCCAGAGGCACUAAUGCAGGUCAUCACCUUCUACAAAGAGACGACGGAGAAGCCGCAAGAGGACCAGGUCCUCGAGAAGUUCCACGAUGCCCGGCCGGGUCUGCAACCCGUAUUGCUGCCAACAUCGCCGGCGUCACAGCAGCCUGGCGCGUCCCCGGGCUACAUGGCUGCGCCGUCGCUCAUCAGUCCGCCCGCCAGCCCCCGUUUCCCAAUUGUCAACCACCAUGGCAGCUUCGAGAAUCCACGCUCUCCACCACCCGUGCCCAAGACGCCUCUCGGAACCCCGAUGAAAGACCUCAACCUGGUGCCCAGCCGGCGAGCCCCGAAGCCGCCCGUGAGCUUACCCUCCCGAUCUGCCCCGCAUCCUCCGUUCUUGCCCACCAAGGACUCCGGCAUAGGGAUGGUGCAGCCGCUGGACGAGUCCGGCGUGCCAAAGGAGAAUGUUCCCAUGCUUCCCGAGGAGCACCGAUCACGGUCUAGCUCUCGUGCCACUGCGUCUUUCGGCACGGCCAACAGUUCAGCCCAGGCCAGCGUCCAGGCCAGCGUCCAGGCCAAUGUCAUUGCACAGGCAAACGCCUAUCAACAACAGCUGAUACAGCACCAGCAGGAGCAGGCCAUGGCACAGGCACAGGCUGCUAUGACCGGCCAAUUGGGGCGCUCUGCAAGCAAGCGCCAGCCGCAGUCACCCGCAGGCCUCGUACAACAACCAACGCCUCCCCAUUCUCAGCACCACCAGCUCAAUCGGUCACCGGAUGCGAACGGCGUAGCGCGCUCACCGCAGGCGCUAUACCCAGCUCCGACAUUCCAGCAGCAGCAGCAGCAGCUACAGCAGCAUCAACAACAACAGCAGCAGCAGCAGCUGGCAGAACAGCAGCAGCAGGCUCAACUGAAACUGCAGCAGGCUCAGCAACAGCAGUUGGCGAAUGCACCAAAACCGCGCCAACGGCCACGCGCAAACACAGGCGGCGAUAUCGUCUCCAGGUUGCGGCUGAUCUGCUCAGAAGGAGACCCUCGCGACAUCUACCGUGGCCUGUCAAAGGUUGGCCAGGGCGCAUCGGGUGGCGUCUACACCGGCUUUGAGAGAGGCAGCAAUCGCCUUGUGGCCAUCAAGCAGAUGAACCUGGAGCAGCAGCCGAAGAAGGACCUAAUCAUCAAUGAGAUCCUCGUCAUGAAGGACAGCUCCCACCCCAACAUUGUAAACUUCAUCGACAGCUACCUGAGCAGCGGCGAGCUGUGGGUGGUGAUGGAGUAUAUGGAGGGUGGCAGCUUGACCGACGUUGUCACCUUCAACAUCAUGACAGAGGGCCAGAUUGCCUCUGUUUGCCGCGAGACCCUGAGGGGCUUGCAGCACUUGCACUCUAAGGGUGUCAUUCACCGUGACAUCAAAUCCGACAACAUCCUUCUGUCCAUGGAAGGCAACAUCAAGCUGACCGACUUCGGCUUCUGUGCUACCAUCAACGAAGCCCAGAACAAGCGGACAACCAUGGUGGGCACGCCAUACUGGAUGGCACCCGAGGUGGUCACGCGGAAGGAGUACGGCCGCAAAGUGGACAUCUGGUCGCUAGGAAUCAUGGCCAUCGAAAUGAUCGAAGGCGAGCCGCCGUACCUGACAGAGUCACCUCUCCGAGCAUUGUGGUUGAUCGCUACCAACGGGACACCGGUGAUCAAAGACGAACAGAACCUGUCGGAAGUUUUCCGCGAUUUCCUCUACUUUGCCCUCAAGGUAGAACCAGACAAGCGGGCCAGCGCCCAUGAUUUAUUACGGCACGAUUUCAUGAAGCUUUGCGUAGAUUUGAACCAGUUGUCUCCUCUCGUUCGGGCUGCUCGCGAGGCAAAGGCCCUUGAGAAAGCCCGGAAAGGGCAAUAG
This is a messenger RNA of Grosmannia clavigera kw1407, 3108 nucleotides long. Its product is annotated as serine/threonine-protein kinase. The transcript is spliced from 4 exons. Gene Ontology annotation, biological process: protein phosphorylation; regulation of MAPK cascade; intracellular signal transduction. Gene Ontology annotation, molecular function: ATP binding; protein serine/threonine kinase activity. NCBI's taxonomy places the organism in Eukaryota, Fungi, Ascomycota, Sordariomycetes, Ophiostomatales, Ophiostomataceae. Bases 1 to 3108 code for a protein of 1035 amino acids. Gene Ontology annotation, cellular component: cytoplasm. The record is from RefSeq and is a predicted model, not a curated record.